This is a messenger RNA of Penicillium manginii, 351 nucleotides long. RefSeq lists its product as uncharacterized. Lineage: Eukaryota; Fungi; Ascomycota; Eurotiomycetes; Eurotiales; Aspergillaceae. The coding region runs from base 1 to 351 and encodes 116 amino acids. The record is from RefSeq and is a predicted model, not a curated record. The transcript has a single exon.
AUGAUGGAAAAACCAGCAACUCCCGAGGAUAAACGACAUAAAAAUGUCUUUGCGUCUGCUGUGACUCGAAUGGUUUUCAAAAGAGGUCGAUUGACUGUACCUCCUCAGCGCGCUUUGGAAAUCUGCGGUAUUCUAUCGACCGAAUCCCCAACCGCAUCAUCUCAUACUGCCGACAAAGUCGGGACAACACAGUCAGCUAUCGAGUGCCCUGAAUGGACACUUGAAGAUAUUGAAUUCUCUAGACGUGAAAACCUCCCGAUUGUGCGGCUUGAAAGGGGCUGGGAUGCUGUCCGUGAGCUCUUCCGACAAGAGCCGUUUGCGUUGACAGAGUAUAAUGACUUCAUGUGGUGA